Molecule: messenger RNA, 1041 nt
Organism: Nelumbo nucifera (sacred lotus)
Lineage: Eukaryota; Viridiplantae; Streptophyta; Magnoliopsida; Proteales; Nelumbonaceae
Source: RefSeq, a predicted model, not a curated record
AUGGUGAUCGUCACCUUCUUCAGCGCUGGCAUCUCCGGCUACUGGGCGUUCAGCAAUCAAGCAGAGGGAACCAUUCUCAGCAACUUCUUGGACAACGACAAGCCUUUGGUUCCCAAGUGGUUCCUUUUGAUGACCAAUACCUUCUCUCUCUUGCAACUUUCAGCCGUUGGUGUGGCAGGCCGAACUCUAAUAGGAAUCAAGGACCUCUUACCGGCCUACUUAGAUCCCCGGGUGACCAAUCUUGACUUGCUCACCGGCAUUAGCUUUGCAUCAACUGGCAUAGGGAUAGACGACUUGACAGCGACCAUCUUCAAUGUGGCUCACAUGUCGACCCAGUUGUGCUACUUCAAGCAAUGCUUGGCUUGGAUGCAGAGUACCAUUGGGAGGGAGGCUGCCAAUCUUAUAGUGGAAGACGCUUUGUUUGCUAUCAGUGCCGGAACUAAUGACAUGAUAUUUAACUUGUACGAUCUACCCACGAGAAGGGGUCAGUUCUCUCUUCCGGCGUACCAUGAUUUUCUACUCCAAAACUUGGAGUCCUUCGUUAUGAUACUUUAUAGCAUGGGAGCACGAAGGUUCUCAAUAUUAGGGUUGUCGCCGAUCUGGUGUCUAUCGGUGCAACAUACGGUGGGAAGCAUACCGCCGAUGCCAGGGGGCCAUCUACUGCGGAGGGCUUGUAAUGCUGAAGAAAAUAAGGACUCCCAAAUGUAUAAUGCCAAGCUACAGGCUCUUGUGUUGAAGUUGCAAGAUACGCUCCCUAGUUCUCGGUUCGCGUACGUCGACAUCUACAAUCCAUUACUGGACAUGAUCACCAACCCUAGGAAAUAUGUGAUCAACGUCCCCAACAUCUCCCAUUCGCUUCCCAUCAAUCUGAGUCACGACAACUACUUACCUUGGAGGGCGCAGAUGAUUCCAGUCCUCAGAACUCACAAAUUGCUUGGUCUCGUAGAAGGAACCAUGCAAGAUCCUCCAACCCACAUCGAUGGUCUUGAUGGACAGAGAGUGAUGAACCCAGAGUAUGAUAACUGGGUGCAGUUGGAUUAA